AUGUUACUAGCAGGGGCAAUAUUAACUCUUCUUCUUUUCACUUCUUUGAGUACUCAUGUCACUACAGUGCCUGUACUGAACCUAUCAUCAGCUGUGUAUAGGAAUUUACACGAGAGUCAUCAAGAUACGCUGAAAUGUCCUUGUUCCACUACAACAGUACCGCAUCGAACGUUUAUUUCCCUGUCUGCAAGUUUCCAUCAAGUAUGUUCGAGUGACUUCGUUAGUGAUGCGUGGAUAACACUUCUCAGCCUUGUACGUUCUGGGUCAUAUGAUGAUUGGCUUACUCGAGCUGUUCAUCAAUUCCGAUUAUUGUCAACCGUUUGUAAUUUAGUUAAUACGACAAUCUUUGGUACGGUUAAACGUCUUAUCACUCGUUCACUAGUUACAUUUAAUGUUCUCACCGAGAACGAUUUCAAUACUCAAUUAAACACGACCGUCAAUCAAUUUAUUCAAUCGACAGUUAUCAACUUUGGUCUUCUCUUAGAUACCGUACACCUUUCACUGCGGGUUGAUCAACCUUUCAAAGUACCAGAUCACUUGAAUACACUACUAUAUAGAAAAGUAGAUGACCAUUAA
Adineta ricciae is the source of this 576-nucleotide messenger RNA. Lineage: Eukaryota; Metazoa; Rotifera; Eurotatoria; Adinetida; Adinetidae. The record is from the annotation of a GenBank genome assembly.